AUGGUUAUUCUUCAUUUCAUCUUUGCUUUUACAUUUCUCUUACUUUUUCUCUUCAUAACUUUCUUGUCUUCCCUCAUACUCAAAAUCUUCACAGGCAAGUCCAUCAGAGAUCCAAGUUAUCCGCCUGUAAAAGGCACCGUUUUUCACCAGCUCUUAUACUUCACAAGACUCUAUGACCACCAAACCCAAAUUGCCAGAGAAACCCCUACUUACCGCCUUCUUGCUCCUAGCCACUGUGCUGUAUACACAUGUGAUGCACGAAACAUAGAGCAUGUCCUAAAAACCAAAUUUUCCAGUUAUACUAAAGGUGAAUAUAAUCAACUUAUAAUGGGUGAUACUUUUGGUCAUGGGAUAUUUGUUGUUGAUGGAGAGAAGUGGAGACAGCAGAGGAAGCUCGCCAGCCUGGAGUUCUCAACCAGGAUUCUUAGAGAUUUUAGCUGCUCUGUGUUUAGAAGAAAUGCAGCCAAACUGGUUAAAGUUAUUCAUGAGUUUGCAGAUUCCAGUUGUGCUUUUGAUAUGCAGGAUUUUCUUAUGAGAUGUACCUUGGAUUCCAUAUUCAAAGUUGGGUUUGGAAUAGAGCUGAAUUGCCUGGAGGAGUCGAGCAAAUCGGGGAUAGGAUUUAUGAAGGCUUUUGAUGAGUCAACUGCUCUAACUUACCGGCGAUAUGUUGAUCCAUUCUGGAAAGUUAAAAGAUUUCUCAACAUUGGUUCUGAGGCCAGUCUUAGAAAUUAUGUCAAAGUCAUUCAUGAUUUUGUGGACCAUCUAAUCAGGAGCAAGAGGAAAUUGCUGGAUGAGGAGAAAGAUGGUAAUGACAAGGAGGAUAUACUAUCAAGGUUCCUUGUGGAAAGUGAGAAGGAUCCGGAGCAAAUGACUGACAAAUAUCUAAGGGAUAUAGUUCUGAAUUUUAUGAUUGCUGGCAAAGAUACAAGUGCAAAUACACUCUCAUGGUUCUUCUACAUGCUCAGCAAGAACCCUCUAAUACAGGAGAAAGUUGCACAAGAAGUGAGGGAUGUUGUAGGUCUGGAUCAUGAAGCCAACAUUGAUGAAUUUUUGGCCAAAAUAACUGAUGCAGCUCUUGAUAAAAUGCACUAUCUUCAUGCUACACUAACUGAGACUUUGAGGCUAUAUCCUGCAGUUCCCCUGGAUGGGAGAUCUGCCGAGACAGAUGACAUUCUUCCUGAUGGCUUCAGAGUGAAAAAAGGAGAUCGAAUAACCUAUAUGGCUUAUGCCAUGGGAAGAAUGCCUUACAUCUGGGGAAAAGAUGCUGAGGAUUUCCGACCUGAAAGAUGGCUCGAGAAUGGAAUAUUCAAGCCAGAGUCACCUUUCAAAUUCGUUGCAUUUCAUGCAGGGCCUCGGAUCUGUCUAGGGAAGGACUUUGCUUACCGACAGAUGAAGAUAGUAGCAAUGGCUCUUCUCUGGUCCUUCCGCUUCAAAUUGGCUGAUGAAACGAAGAACGUAACCUAUAGAACCAUGUUCACUCUUCACAUGGAUGGCAGCCUCACUAUGCUUGCAGUUCCAAGGAAAUUUUGA
Molecule: messenger RNA, 1530 nt
Organism: Fragaria vesca subsp. vesca
Lineage: Eukaryota; Viridiplantae; Streptophyta; Magnoliopsida; Rosales; Rosaceae
Product: cytochrome P450 704C1-like
Exons: 5
Coding region: 1-1530 (509 amino acids)
Source: RefSeq, a predicted model, not a curated record